AGUUACCAAACUUCCGGAAGUGCGCCUGCUCUGUGGAUGGAGGCUCCUGCCUGACGGACGCCACCACGGAGCAGACGGAGCCGCCGCACCGGGGAAUGGGUGAGGCUCUGUCCCCGUGCAGACGUGCUGGACUCCGACUGAUGGCGUCAGGCACGGCGAGACCCUCUGCAGACGAGGAGUCGCUGGCGGGACAGAAGAGGAGCGCGUCACAUCUCGGGCACCAUCCCCAAACGCGGAGUUCCUCCAGGUUCAUCAAGAGAAAGAAGUUCGAUGAUGAGCUGGUAGAGAGCAGCCUCGCCAAGUCGUCCAGCCGGGCCAAGGGGCCCAGUGGGGUGGAGCCAGGCCGCUGCUCGGGCAGCGAGCCCUCCUCCAGCGAGAAGAAGAAGGUCUCCAAAUCCGUCUCUGCACCCGUCACCCCAAGCCCGGUCCCAAACUCCAGCCUCCCCAAGCGGAUGAAGAAAAGCAAACAGCCCCUGCAGGUGACGAAGGACUUGGGCCGCUGGAAGCCUGCGGAUGACCUGCUGCUCAUCAAUGCUGUGCUGCAGACCAACGACCUGACCUCGGUCCACCUGGGCGUGAAGUUCAGCUGCCGCUUCACCCUGCGGGAGAUCCAGGAGAGGUGGUACGCGCUGCUCUACGACCCGGUCAUUUCCAAGCUGGCCUGUCAGGCCAUGCGACAGCUGCACCCCGAAACCAUCACAGCCAUCCAGAGCAAGGUGCUGUUCAGCAAAGCCGAGGAGCAGCUGCUGAGCAAGGUGGGAUCGGUAAGGCUCAGCCCUCCCCUUACGCGCAGGACCAACGACCUGACCUCGGUCCACCUGGGCGUGAAGUUCAGCUGCCGCUUCACCCUGCGGGAGAUCCAGGAGAGGUGGUACGCGCUGCUCUACGACCCGGUCAUUUCCAAGCUGGCCUGUCAGGCCAUGCGACAGCUGCACCCCGAAACCAUCACAGCCAUCCAGAGCAAGGUGCUGUUCAGCAAAGCCGAGGAGCAGCUGCUGAGCAAGGUGGGAUCGUUGCAAGCCGCUGCCAAGGGGACCAGGUUGCUGAACUUACUCGGAGCAGAGGACAUGAUCGAUGACAGCAAGCUGGAAGUGACGUUGUCGCGGGGGGCUUGCGGGGGCUCCUUCCCGCCAGGGCCAGAACCCACUGCGGCAGCCUGGUGCCACCAGUCUGACCGCACCAGCUGCUGCCUGGUGCUUCCUGGCCCCUGGAGCCAGCUCUGGCUGGGCUGCAGCUCGGCCCGGGACCAGUGCCGAGCAGGCCUGGCGCCCCUGGCGCCUGCGGGACGGAAUGGCGGCAGGUUGGCCGGCAGAGGGCCCGUGCUGGGGACUGGGUCCAGGGCUGGCGUGUUGGGUCUGCCUCGUGCGGCAUCCCGUGGGCGUGCGGUCGAGGGCAGUACCGACCCUUCCUGUCCUCCCCGCAGGGACGUGGAGGACGAUGUGCAUGGAGAUGAACUGACUGUGGCCGACAGGCGCCAGAAGCGGGAGAUCCGACAGCUGGAGCAGGAGCUCCACAAGUGGCAGGUGCUGGUGGACAGCAUCACGGGAAUGAGCUCCCCGGACUUUGACAACCAGACGCUGGCUGUGCUGCGGGGCAGGAUGGUGCGUUACCUCAUGCGCUCCCGCGAGAUCACACUGGGCAGAGCCACGAAGGACAAUCAGAUCGAUGUGGACUUGGCGCUGGAGGGGCCCGCCUGGAAAAUCUCCCGGAAGCAAGGCGUCAUCAAGCUGAAGAACAAUGGGGAUUUCUUCAUCGCCAACGAGGGCCGGCGCCCCAUCUAUGUGGACGGGCGCCCCGUGCUGGGCGCCAGCAAGUGGAAGCUCAACAACAACUCGGUGGUGGAGAUCGCCAGCCUCCGCUUCGUCUUCCUCAUCAACCAGGACCUGAUCGCCCUCAUCAAGGCCGAAGCUGCCAAGAUCCCCCAGCAGUGAGGGGCCCUGCUACUGUCCGGUGUCCGCUGGCUUCACCCGCUGCAGGCUUCCCUGGGGCUGCCCCCUCCCCUCUGGCUGGGGGCAGGGCCUGGGGCCGACCGCACAACGUUCCCUUCCAAAUAAAUGUGUCUAACCUGC
Messenger RNA from Chelonoidis abingdonii (Abingdon island giant tortoise), 2069 nucleotides. NCBI's taxonomy places the organism in Eukaryota, Metazoa, Chordata, Testudines, Testudinidae. The record is from RefSeq and is a predicted model, not a curated record.